UCUCUCUCUCUCUCUCUCUCCAUAUCUCCAUGGCAAGAGGUAUGGGACUGACGGCCCUUAUUGUUGUUGUUGUCCUCUUUCAUCAAACUUGCAAUACUAGUGCUGAUCAAGAUCACUGUCCUCCUUCUUCCUGCGGCUCUAUCCUUAACAUAAGCUAUCUGUUUCGACUAACGAGCGAGCCCAAAAACUGCGGCGAUCAAAGGUAUAAUCUUUCAUGUGAGAACAACCAAACACUAUUGUUACACUUAUAUCAUGGAAGAUACCACGUACGACAAAUCAAUUACACCGACUACAUAAUCAGAGUUGUAGACCCAGGUAUUGGACUCAACGCUAAUGAGAACUACUCCUUCAUCCCUCGUUAUUCUCUAGAGUACAAUAAUUUCAAUUCAGGGGAUCCAUAUCAAACAUUUUCGUUGAAUCGUAGAGAGUACUACAUAACGCACAAUCUGAUUUUCGUGGAAUGUGAAAAGCCAGUGAAUUCCCGGUAUCAUCUAAACAUUUCUGCUUGCAUUGAGGAUGGAGUGUAUCCCAAUUCCAAGAGGUAUAAAUAUGUUCUAUUCGGGUAUCGUGCUGCAAUGGAGUUGGGGGACUUGUGCCAAGUGAAGCAAAUAUCUCUCACAUCCUAUUCAGAUCGUGAUCAUUAUGACUUGAGAAAUAUUUCCUGUACAGACUUCCACAAUGAAUUGCUACGGGGUUUUGAGCUUUCUUGGUACGGAGCUUAUUGUGGAAGCUGCAGAGUUGAGGAUUGCUACCUCGAUGGGGCGGGCAAUAUUGUUAGUUGCUAUCGAAAAGUCGCUGAAGCUGUUCCUAAGGAAGGAAUCCUUGAGAAGAUAUACUAUUUUAUUGACGGAAUACUAUUUCAAGUGUUCACCUUCGUAUUAGAUCAUCUACCAGUACCACUACGACUACGACUAUAUGAGCUAUAUUAUCAACUAGAAGAACGAAUACUACCAGUACUAUAUGAGCGAUUUGGCAACAAAUUAGCUCUUCCAAUUUAUUUACUGAUGUACAUGACAAUUGACUAUGGACUAAUAUUCCAAGCACCAAGAACGAUAUUGGGGACUCCAUUUGUGAUUGCAUUCUUGAUCUAUAAAUGGAACAGGAGACAUUUAUCAAUGUAUGAUGUUGUCGAAGAAUUUCUACAAAGUCACAAUAACCUCAUGCCAAUAAGGUACUCUUAUUCUGAAAUUAAGAAGAUUACUAAAAGUUUCAAGGAGAAAUUGGGUGAAGGAGGUUAUGGCACUGUAUUUAAAGGAACACUUCGAAGUGGUCGUCUUGUGGCUAUAAAGAUGUUAGGUAAGUCCAAAGCUAACGGACAAGAUUUUAUAAGCGAAGUUGCAACCAUUGGAAGGAUUCACCAUGUUAAUGUAGUGCAACUCAUUGGUUUUUGCGUUGAAGGAUCGAAACGGGCUCUUGUAUAUGAGUUCAUGCCUAAUGGUUCCCUAAAUAAAUACAUUUUUUUGUCAGAAGUACGCACGCUCCUAAGCUAUAAUCAAAUGUUUGAUAUAGCUCUAGGAGUUGCUCAUGGGAUUGAAUAUUUACAUCAAGGAUGUGACAUGCAAAUUUUACAUUUUGAUAUCAAGCCUCACAACAUUCUUCUUGAUGAAAAUUUUACUCCUAAGGUUUCUGACUUUGGACUAGCAAAAUUAUAUCCAGUAAAUGAUAGCAUUGUUUCUUUGACUGCUGCAAGAGGGACAUUAGGAUAUAUGGCUCCUGAGUUGUUCUACAAAAAUAUUGGAGGCGUCUCAUACAAAGCUGAUGUUUAUAGUUUUGGAAUGUUAUUGAUGAAAAUGGCCGGUAGAAGAAAGAACGUAAAUGCAUUUGCAGAACACUCAAGCCAAAUAUACUUCCCUACUUGGGUUUAUGACCAAUUGCAAAAUGGAAACGACGUAGAAUUAUUGGAAGACGCCACCGAAGAGGAAAAGAAAAUGGGCAAAAAGAUGAUCAUUGUUGCAUUAUGGUGUAUACAAAUGAAGCCUAACGAUCGCCCUUCAAUGAACAAAGUCGUUCAAAUACUUGAAGGAAAAGUUGAAUGCUUUCAAAUGCCUUCCAAGCCUUUCCUCUCAUCACUGGACGAAACCAUAAUAGGUGGUGAAGAGAAUUCGAACCAAUCAAAUGAAUCAAGUCAAUCAUCUCAAUUUUAAAUGCAAAUUAAUUUAUGUAUGAGUCUUUUGAUUUAUUAUAUCCCUGUUCAAGAAGAAAAUUAGUUUUCUCAUAUAUGUUUGAUAGCGCAAAGAUGCUUAAUAUU
Messenger RNA from Alnus glutinosa, 2248 nucleotides. Its product is annotated as putative cysteine-rich receptor-like protein kinase 16. The transcript is spliced from 6 exons. Gene Ontology annotation, biological process: protein phosphorylation. The coding region runs from base 30 to 2144 and encodes 704 amino acids. The record is from RefSeq and is a predicted model, not a curated record. Lineage: Eukaryota; Viridiplantae; Streptophyta; Magnoliopsida; Fagales; Betulaceae. Gene Ontology annotation, molecular function: protein kinase activity; polysaccharide binding; ATP binding.